AUGUGGAUUCGGGAGCAUCUUUACUUCAAUGGUUUCAGUAAAAAUUAUUUGAAUUGGAUUUGGCAUGGCGAGGCUGCGGAGAAUGAUAGAUUAAAUUUGAGUGUCAACCAAGAGCCAACUGAUAAUUGUCAUGAUGAUUUUGAAAUUGUUAAUUUGUGUGAGGCAGCGUAUGAUAACCAUACAGAAAAUCCAGAAGCAUUUAUGAAGUUUUUGGAGGAAGCAGAGAAGCCACUAUAUAAGGGAUGCAAACGUUACACAAAGUUGAGUGCACUUGUAAAAUUAUACAAUACCAAAGCAAGGCAUGGGAUGAGUGAUGCUCUAUUUUCAGAUCUACUAGCAGAUUUUGGGGACAUGCUGCCAGAUAACCACAAUCUGCCAUCAUCAAUUUAUGAAGCAAAGAAGACGUUGAGUUGUUUGGCUUUGAGUCAUGAAAAGAUUCAUGCUUGUUCCAAUGAUUGCACCCUUUAUAGGAAACAAUAUAAAGACUGCGUAAGCUGCCCGAAAUGUGGCUUAUCAAGAUGGAAGCUAACCAAGAAAAAUGUUGAGAAGAAAGGUGUUCCUGCCAAAGUGGUUUGGUAUUUCCCUCCCAUACCAAGAUCCGAUGGAAUUAAUCCUCACAACAAUCUUAGUAGUCGCUACAGCUGCUGGCCAAUCAUGCUGGCCACAUAUAAUUUGCCUCCAGACAUGUGCAUGAAAAGGAAAUUCAUCAUGCUAACGAUGCUCAUUUCAGGGCCGAAACAGCCUGGAAACGAUAUCGACGUCUAUCUUGAGGUUCUGGUUGAUGAUUUGCAGCUGUUGUGGGAAGGAGUUGAUGGAGUUUAUGAUGCUUAUCGAAGGGAGGUUUUCACUCUUAAAGCAGUUCUUUUAUGGACCAUCAACGACUUUCCUGCAUAUGGUAACCUUAGUGGAUGUACUACACAUGGUUAUUACGCAUGCCCAAUAUGUGGUGAGGAUACUUAUGCAAAGCACUUACAAAAUGGGAAGAAAAUGUCAUUUGCUGGGCAUAGACGAUUCCUACCACGAUUUCAUCCAUAUCGGAGGCAAAUAAAGGAGUUUAAUGGCAUGGAGGAACUUGGUGAAGCAGGUAGGCCAUUAUCUGGAAUUAAGUUGUUUGACAAGCUUUCAGACAUAACAUGUGAGUUUGGAAAGAAAACAAGUGGAAAAACCAAGGACAAUGUGGCAGCUAGGUUGGACAUGGUUCAGAUGGGAAUUAGGCCUCAAUUGGCUCCUAAAAUUGGUGAGAAAAGAACAUAUCUACCUCCUGCAGCAUGUUCAUUCACAAAAAAUGAGAGAUUACAAGUAUGUAGGUCAUUAAUGGAUAUAAAAGUUCCGGAAGGUUUCUCAUCAAACAUGAAGAAUCUUGUCUGCAUGGAUGAGAUAAAGCUGAGUAGCUUGAAAUCACAUGAUUCUCAUGUUAUAAUGCAGCACUUCCUGCCAAUAGUCAUACGUAAUUCUCUGCCAAAAUAUGUUAGAUAUGCUAUCAUAAGAUUAUGCUUCUUCUUCAAAGAUAUUUGUUGCAAGAUUAUCGAUGUAGCCAAGUUAGAUAAGCUGCAAUCUGACUUGAUCGUUACACUCUGCUUAUUGGAGCAGUAUUUCCCCCCUUCUUUCUUCGAUAUUAUGCUCCACUUAACAGUUCAUCUUGUUCGUGAAGUCCAAUUAUGUGGACCAGUCUACUUCAGAUGGAUGUACCCAUUUGAAAGAUGCAUGAAGGUGUUGAAAAGUUACGUAGACAGUCGAAAAUAUCCGGAAGGUUGCAUUGUUCGGAGAUAUGCAGCAGAAGAAGCAGUUGAAUUUUGUUCAGAAUAUCUCAAUGACCUUGAUCUUGUUGGGGUCCCUAAAUCACUACGUGACCCAAACACAAGCAUUCCUGGAUUCUCACCAAGCAAUUCAUCAAUCAUCGUCCAACAAAUUGAUCUCCAACAAGCACACUUGACUGUUCUAGAAAAUACAGAAGAAAUAUCUCUAUACAUUAUUGAACACAAAUCCUUCUUGAAGACAAUGUUUCCCAAGAAACAGAAAGAUGCAAGGUGGAUACAAGAUGCUCAUAAUAAAAGGUUCAUUGACUGGUUUCGUGCAAAGGUCGCUGCUGAAAUCGAUAUUGAAAUGGUGGAAUGA
Molecule: messenger RNA, 2115 nt
Organism: Zingiber officinale
Lineage: Eukaryota; Viridiplantae; Streptophyta; Magnoliopsida; Zingiberales; Zingiberaceae
Exons: 5
Coding region: 1-2115 (704 amino acids)
Source: RefSeq, a predicted model, not a curated record